GUAAAAAAAUCAGAUUAAAAAAAGAAAAAGAAAAAUGGCGGGAGAUGAAGAUACCGUGGCUAUGGCAGAAGCAUGGAAUCAUGGCUUCGGCUUCAUCAAAACCAGCAUAGUGAAGACUGCGGUAGAGCUCGAGAUACCCGACAUCCUACAAAACCAUGGAGCUCCGAUCUCCCUACAGGAUCUCUCCUCCGCCGUCAGAUGCCCCGCCGACCGCCUUCACCGCGUCAUGAGAUUCCUGGCCCACCACGGCAUCUUCAAGAAAACCCUAAACCUGGGCAGCCCGGUUUGCUACGCUCAAACCCCCAUCUCGCGCAGCCUCACCAGGGACAAGUUGGGGCCCUUCGUGCUUCUCCAGGGCGCCAUCCGUGGGCCCAACGGGUGCAUCACGGCCGAGACCCUAAGGACCGCCAAACGGCCCGGGGUGGAACUUGCCGGGUCGGAUGGCUUGUACGAGGAUCCCGUUUUCUACACGAAGGUAUUUAGGGAUGCGAUGGCGAGCCAUGCUCGGCUGACUACGUCCGCGCUCAUCGAGAACUAUCGCGAGGGUCUUGACGGAGUCCGGUCGUUGGUUGAUGUCGGUGGUUCCCAAGGAAUGUCCCUUGGGAUGUUGGUGAAGGCCUUUCCACAGCUUCGGGGGAUCUGCCUUGAUCUCCCCGAAGUCGUGGCCAGGGCUUCCCCCCUUGAAAGGGUCGAGUUCGUAGCCGGGAGCAUGUUCGAGAGUGUGCCCAAAGCCGAUGUUGUCAUGCUCAUGUUUGUAUUGCACAAUUGGAGCGACAAGGAGUGCGUGGAGAUUCUCAAGAGAUGUAAGGAAGCCGUCCCGGCUGGCACCGGGAAGGUGAUAAUCGUAGAUGCUAUACUUGAUGAAGAGGGCGGAGGUGACAAGCUCACCGGGGCUCGUCUAGGGUUGGAUGUUACGAUGAUGGCAGUGACGUUCGAGGGGAAGGAGAGGACAUACGAUGAAUGGGCAUAUAUAUUAAACGAGGCUGGCUUUCGAAAACAUGUUGUUAAAAAUAUUAAAGCUUUAGAAUUCGUCAUCGAGGCUUAUCCCUAAUCCUAUCACUUGCUUAAAAUUUGAACAAUUAAGUUGUGGAAUAAUGGGGUAGAAUUGAAUUAAUUUCCUCUAAUCGAAAUAAUUAUUCGUUUUGUAACUAUGGCAUCAUGUCAUAUUAUUUUAACAAUAAUUCAUGUACUUUU
This is a messenger RNA of Salvia splendens (bonfire salvia), 1194 nucleotides long. RefSeq names its product acetylserotonin O-methyltransferase-like. NCBI's taxonomy places the organism in Eukaryota, Viridiplantae, Streptophyta, Magnoliopsida, Lamiales, Lamiaceae. Gene Ontology annotation, molecular function: protein dimerization activity; O-methyltransferase activity. The record is from RefSeq and is a predicted model, not a curated record. Bases 35 to 1051 code for a protein of 338 amino acids. The transcript is spliced from 2 exons.